This is a messenger RNA of Portunus trituberculatus (swimming crab), 833 nucleotides long. RefSeq lists its product as uncharacterized. The transcript is spliced from 4 exons. Bases 66 to 833 code for a protein of 255 amino acids. NCBI's taxonomy places the organism in Eukaryota, Metazoa, Arthropoda, Malacostraca, Decapoda, Portunidae. The record is from RefSeq and is a predicted model, not a curated record.
CCUUCACAAUCAGACAAAGUAAAUGGAAAACCAACAUAUCCGUGUUGGCUUACUUGUGCUAUUCCAUGGUGCUCGCCACCUGUGCACUGCUCAUGGUUCCAAGUUUCCAGGUCACUGCGAACAUUCCUCUAGUUUGUGUAACCUCCUUUGUCCCCGCUAUCUUGGACCUGUACAUCGAGAGCUUCGUGGUGGUCCUCACAGCAAGCCUAGAGAAGCUGAGGAAAGAGGUGCACGCCAGGGAGACGUGGGCCGUUGAAGGCGUGAGGUCAACUUUUGCUUCUUGGAUGAAGGUGAUUAAUGCUGUCACGAUGCACAACAAGAUUUUCAGCUUGAGUGCCGGACUUCGCGUGAUUCAGCUGAUGAUGAAGGCGAUGUCCUUACUGUACGUGGUGUUUUCGCUGCAGUGCUGGAGGGGAGGCUGUCUCUCGCUGCUGGUCAUCACGGCGCUGCCCCUCGGAGAAACCACUGGAUUACUCUACCAUAUCUGCAGGGUGGGGCAGCAUCUCGCCACCGCCGGCGACCGGUUGCUGCAGGCUGUCACAGCGGCGGCUUAUCAAGUUCCAGCGGGUUCAGAUGACCAGGUGGCGCUCGCUCACAUCGCUUCUAGGAUGGAAAGCUGCCUUCCCCGUGUUCUCGCGUGGGGCUUCCACAGUCUGACCCUGGAGACCUUCAUUCAGCUCUCCCGCAUGGUAACCGCCUGCUUGGUGAUUGUGGUGCAGCUCGGGGAGGACGACCACUUGGCUCAUGCGUACACUGAUGGACCGCUGACACGCUAUGAUCACUGCUUCACCACCAACACUACCACCAUCACUAUUGCUAAUCUCAUCACUUAA